Sorghum bicolor (sorghum) is the source of this 1984-nucleotide messenger RNA. Its product is annotated as cyclin-P3-1. The record is from RefSeq and is a predicted model, not a curated record. NCBI's taxonomy places the organism in Eukaryota, Viridiplantae, Streptophyta, Magnoliopsida, Poales, Poaceae. The coding region runs from base 88 to 771 and encodes 227 amino acids. The transcript is spliced from 2 exons. Gene Ontology annotation, biological process: regulation of cyclin-dependent protein serine/threonine kinase activity. Gene Ontology annotation, molecular function: protein kinase binding.
GCCGUUUCCCUCCCUCCUCUGUUUCGCGCCACAUCUGAUCUGAUCCGAUCCGAUCCAGUCGCCGAAACCCUCGCUCUCGCUCUCGCAAUGGCCGCCGCCGCCGCCGCCGCCGCCAUCGUCCUGUGCGAGGACGACCGGGGGAUUCCUCGAUCUCUCACCCUCCUCGCGGCGCUCGUAGAGGAGGAUUCUCGCCUCAACGCCGCCGCCGCCUCCCAACCAGCCGGGAGCGAUCUCGUCCGCGCCUUCCGCGGGCGAUCGGUUCCCAAGCUUCCGAUUCGCGAAUUCCUCGAGCGCAUCUAUCUUCUGGUUCGGUCGGAGGCCGCCACCGGGCACGUGAUCCGCGUCGACGGGACGUGUUUCGUGCUCGCUGGCGUUUAUCUGACGCGAUUCAUCGGCAGCCACGCGGCGCGGGUGGCCGGGAUCGUGGUGCAGCCGUCCACCGCGCACCGGCUGGUGGCCGUCGCGCUGUUACUCGGCGGCCACUCCCCCAAGAACUGGCCCGCCAUGUUCGAGGCGGCCUCAGACCGUGCGAUCGGCACCGGCGAGAUCGCGGGCCUAGAGGAGCGGUUCUUGCGCGCGAUCAGCUCCCGCUUGUUCGUGGACAGCCACGAGUUUAAGUGCUUCUGCGGGGUCCUGGAGAAGGUGCCCCUGCUGCCGCGCGGGAGCUGCGCUAGCAAGAAGAGGCGGGCGGACGCCGUGGCCGGAGACGAGGAGGAGGAGCACCGCCGCGUCCGCGCUUGCCUGCCACCACCCGCCGUGAUGUCCAAUUAGAUUCGAAACUGAAAUUUUAACGAAUUCAAUUCAGUCGAUUCUUGUUUUUGCUGCUUCGUUGCUUUACUUGGUCUGUCUUGAUUUUGCUGUAGGCACAAGGCUUUGAGAAGAAGACGGUGGCAUCUCGUGGCUGGAGGCUGGGGGGCACAGUCCACAAGGUGAAUUUUUGGCCAGCUGCUCGUCGCCAGGGCCUGAAGUGGAGUUCUCGUUGCUCGUCGCCAGGGCCUGUCAAAGGUUGUCUAACGAUUCGAGCCACUGUUUGCUUUUUGAAUGAAAGAGUUUAUUAGUUUCUGUAGGUUUCUUAAGAUUUGAAGUCAAUGGGAAGGGCACAGUUACAAUACUGUAUUUUGUGUUGUGAACUCUGUAGGUUCUGAAGGUUUAGAGGUUCUGGUAUUUUAGCUACUAUAUAUCGAGUCACUGAAAGAGUUUAAUGUCCUGUCAGAUGUCAAAUAAUAGAAAUGCAUAAUGCUGUGGUCCUCUUCGUUAGUGAGGUAUAUCAGGUGAUUAGGAUGCUACCAGAUUCAUGUGUGAUUCUUAUUGAGUUGCACCGCCGCAUCUGUGCUUGCUUGCCACCACCCUCUGUGAUGUGCUUUCCUGCCACCACCUGCCGAAUUAGGAUUUGAAACUGAAAUAUUAACGAAUUCAAUUCAGUCUAUUCUUAUUAUUGUUUUGGUUGCUUCUUUUAUUUCAUCUGUCUUCAAUUUGCUCUUGGUGGAUGCUCGUGGUCAGAGCCGAUGUGAGUCCAAAAGGUGUCUUCGUUUCAGUCUCCAUUCAAUUCAAUUUUGGAUUUUUCUUGUUUUGGUUGCUUCUUCUACUUUGUCUUCAUUUUUCUGUAGGCAGAGAGGGCUGUGAGCAGAAGAUGGUGCUGGUGCUGUAGGCAGAGGGCUGUGAGCAGAAGAUGGUGAAUGCUCAUGGCCGGAGGCUAAAGUGCAGUCCACAAGGUGUGGCGAGUCCAUUGGAGUCAAGAGUCCAAGAGGUGCUUCCUUUCCAUCCGCCGCUCGUUGCUAGAGCCUGAAGUGGAGACAAGUAGUCCACAAAUCUCAAAGCGGAGUCAAAUAGUCCUCAAAUCUUAUUUGUUUUUGGUUAGGAGUUAGGAUUCUGUAAACGCAAGCACCAAUGGAAUCGAUGCUGUGCUGCCGUGAUCUGAAUUAAUGUAACGCAAAACUCUGAUUGUUUGGUUAUUAUUACUAAUGGAAAGGGAAACAUUGGUCAA